AUGCCGCUGACCUACUCCAUUGCGUACGGCGUCAUCGCCGGCUGCUGCAGCUACCUCACCCUCUACCUGGCAAACCUGGCGCUGGACCUGGGGGCCGUGGCGCUGGGCCGCGCGGGCCUGCGCAACGUGCUCUACGACGCCUGCCCCGAGGCCUUCCAGGACAAGCUGACACCGCCGCCGCCCUUCCACAGCCCCAGCGCGGUGCUGCAGGACCAUGUGAACCCCGAGCACGCGGCGCACUUUGCCGCCCUGGAGGGCAAGAGCCCCGACGCCGCCGCCCUCGACGACAAAGCCCGCGGCCUGCCCACCCACGACACCAAGACAACGGACUCCAAGCCGUAA
This is a messenger RNA of Monoraphidium neglectum, 342 nucleotides long. RefSeq lists its product as hypothetical. The record is from RefSeq and is a predicted model, not a curated record. NCBI's taxonomy places the organism in Eukaryota, Viridiplantae, Chlorophyta, Chlorophyceae, Sphaeropleales, Selenastraceae. Bases 1 to 342 code for a protein of 113 amino acids. The transcript has 3 exons.